AGCCUCCGCCAGCUCCGGGGGGCGGGUGCCGGAGCAGCGCAGCCCGAUCGGUCCGCAGCGCGACUAACUGGAAGUCGGCGUGGCCGCGGGAGGCGGACGAUGGGGGCAGGUGCCGCCGGCUGCGCCAUGGACCCGCCGCGCCUGCUGCUGCUGCUGCUGGGGGUGUCCUUCGGAAGUGCCCAGGAGGCGUGCCUCACGGGCCUGUACACCCACAGCGGCGAGUGCUGCAAAGCCUGCUACCUUGGAGAGGGUGUGGCCCAGCCUUGUGGCGCCAACCAGACCGUGUGUGAGCCCUGCCUGGACAGCGUGACGUUCUCCGACGUGGUGAGCGCCACGGAGCCCUGCAAGCCGUGCACCGAGUGCGUGGGGCUGCAGAGCAUGUCGGCGCCCUGCGUGGAGGCCGACGACGCCGUGUGCCGCUGCGCCUACGGCUACUACCAGAACGAGACCACGGGCCGCUGCGAGGCGUGCCGCGUGUGCGAGGCGGGCUCGGGCCUCGUGUACUCCUGCCAGGACAAGCAGAACACCGUGUGCGAGGAGUGCCCCGACGGCACGUACUCCGACGAGGCCAACCACGUGGACCCGUGCCUGCCCUGCACCGUGUGCGAGGACACCGAGCGCCAGCUGCGCGAGUGCACGCGCUGGGCCGACGCCGAGUGCGAGGAGAUCCCUGGCCGCUGGGCCACACGGGCCACGCCCCCAGAGGGCUCGGACAGCACCGCCCCCAGCACCCAGGAGCCCGAGGUGCCUCCAGACCCAGACCUCGUGGCCAGCACAGUGGCAGACGUGGUGACGACAGUGAUGGGCAGCUCCCAGCCCGUGGUGACCCGGGGCUCCAACGACAACCUCAUCCCCGUCUACUGCUCCAUCCUGGCCGCGGUGGUUGUGGGCCUCGUGGCCUACAUCGCCUUCAAGAGGUGGAACAGCUGCAAGCAGAACAAGCAAGGAGCCAACAGCCGGCCGGUGAACCAGACACCCCCGCCCGAGGGAGAAAAACUCCACAGUGACAGCGGCAUCUCUGUGGACAGCCAGAGCCUGCACGACCAGCAGCCCCACACGCAGACGGCCGCGGGCCAGGCCCUCAAGGGGGAUGGAGGCCUCUACAGCAGCCUGCCACCGGCCAAGCGGGAGGAGGUGGAGAAGCUGCUCAAUGGCUCUGCGGGGGACACCUGGCGGCACCUGGCAGAUGAGCUGGGCUACCAGCCUGAGCACAUAGACUCCUUCACCCACGAGGCCUGCCCUGUCCGCGCCCUGCUCGCCAGCUGGGCCGCCCAGGACAGCGCCACGCUCGACGCCCUCCUGGCUGCCCUGCGCCGCAUCCAGCGAGCCGACAUCGUGGAGAGCCUGUGCAGCGAGUCUACCGCCACGUCCCCUGUGUGAGCUGACCCGGGAGCCCUGCCCUGCCCCACAUUCCGAUGACUGAUGCUCCAGCCAACCCCCGGGGGGCCAGCAUCAGAGCUGAGCUCCUGUGGGCAGGGCUGUGGAGCCCAGGCCCCUAAACCAUAGCCCUGCCAUUGACCCCUUGUGGCCCCAUCGCUUCGACCACACUCCCUCUGCAGCGCCAGAAGUGCCCCUGCUGCCUGCCCACCCUGCCCCUGCCCCUCACCAUCUCCAGCCUUCCGCUCCUCCUCCCCACACUUCUAGGCGGGCCAGCUCCUCCCACCAUAGCAGGUGUCAGAGCUGGGGGGGCUGACACCAGGGAUGGUGUUGGGGUGAUGACAAGGCCCCAGAGACUCAGAGAGAGACUGAGGAACCAGAGCCAUGGACUCUACACUGUGAACCUGGGGAAAGAGGGAGCAUCACUGUGGCCUAAACCCUCCCUCAGCCCCUCACACCCCUCCUCUGGCCAAAGAUGAAGAGGCUCGAAGGCUUGUUGGAGCGGGAAGGGGGCACUGAAAUCUAGUCCACCCGCUUUUUUACCUACAGGACAGCGAGGCCCAGAGAGAGGCAGUGACUGGCCCAAAGCCACCCAGCAACGGGGUGGCCAAGUGUGGGCUGGCCGCCUCCUCUCUGAACGAGGGGUGCAAGCCUCAGCUUUGCUUAAAGGCUGGGAGAGGGAGGCCAGGCGACCCUCCGGGGAGUGUUGUACAGCCAGAUCCGGUCCACCCUCCACCAUCUCCAGGCCUGUUCAACCCUGGGGGACACAGGAUGCUUUACCCAAGGCUUGGUCCACGGAUCCAUCAUAACCCAAGUCAGCUUGGGGUUUGUGGGAAGGAGUGCCACUUCCCCCUUCCUGCCCCCCUCAGGCAUGUCAGUGUGGCAUCUUGGGUGUGGCCCAGUCUGUAGGUGCCUUCCAUCCUGGCACAGACCCAGAGUCAACACAGGCAGUACUCGGGGUUAGGGGCUAAGGACCCCCCACAUACAACACACACACACACACACACACACACACACACACACACACACACACAGAGCGGAUGAGAAAUCUUUUCUCCACGAGUUCUUUCUCUUGGGCUGGGACCGGAUCCUGCCCCGGGGCAGCUGCCAGAGAAGCAUCACAGGGAAUUGAACUCUGCUCGGCCGUCUUCCCUCGCCCCCGGGUUUGGCGGGCCAAGGACGGCUGAGGCUCGAGCUGGCGCCUGCCUUCCAAGGGCCUGCACAUGGAGGAAUGCUGCCCCCGCCUCCCCUCCCCUGAAGCCACGGGUUUGGCUGGGCCCCGAAGGUUGCGACGAAGAAACUUGGACCAGUCUGGGAAUGCAGCAAGAAGGAAUGGAGUUAAACUGCGGGCCCUGGACGGUCUGUCCAAAGUCUCGAGGGCCCCACAAAGGACAGCUUUUUCCCUAGCUUGGUGCCAGGAAGGGGCCUGGAGGUCCCUCCUGGCCUGUUCUGUUUUGCUUGAUGUUGGAAUGAAUGGCUCCCCCCUCUAUUUAGCAUGAAGGAGCCCAGAGCAAGGGGUGCGCCGACAGCCACCCCCUCCCCCGCCCAGGGUUCUCCCAACCCCCUGCCAGGGACCGGGAACAUUGUAUGUAGAUGGUAUUCCUUGGACCUCAAUCUGUGAUGGGAGGCGGAAACUCACCCGCUGGCUCCUCGCCUGUGCGCCCGGGAGCGGGACAGAGUCUGAGUGUAUUUAUUUUCCGCCCCAGCAGUUGGGAGCGGUUGGAGGGAGGCAGGUAUGUUUUAGCAUGUGUUUGGUUCUGGGGCCCCUCCUACCUCCCUUUGGGCGGAGAUGGAACCCUUUGGGCCCCCCAACUGGGGGGCUGUGAGCUCCAGACUCCCGACACCUUCCCCUCGCACCCUGUGUAACCAUUUCUUGGGCCCUCCUGAAACUUACACAUAAAACAUAAAUGAUGAGCAUUAAAUAGCAAAGAAAGAAAACGGGUGUGUUUUGAGUUGGCGGAGGUUGGCUAUGUCAUAAGGACCCAGGUGUCAUUUCCAACUCGGGUCCCAUCCUGUUUCUCUGCCCCGUCUCCCUCCUGUACGCACACCACAUGGGGAAGUUUUAACAGACAUCUAGCAAAUGCACUCGUAUAGUAGCCACAGAGUUAACUUACGUGGGGUAGGGAGGGAG
Molecule: messenger RNA, 3508 nt
Organism: Myotis myotis
Lineage: Eukaryota; Metazoa; Chordata; Mammalia; Chiroptera; Vespertilionidae
Gene: NGFR
Product: nerve growth factor receptor
Exons: 6
Coding region: 100-1380 (426 amino acids)
Biological process (GO): Rho protein signal transduction
Cellular component (GO): cell surface; plasma membrane
Molecular function (GO): nerve growth factor binding; coreceptor activity; death receptor activity
Source: RefSeq, a predicted model, not a curated record